AUGAAUCAAAUUACCAGAAUUUUGAGUAAGACAAGAGACGUCUUGUGGGGUGUUCCACCAUCAGAUCCAAAAGCAAGAAGAUACUUGUUCAAAUUAGAUGUAUUUGUAUUGACUUAUGUUUGCUUAUUGUAUUUUUGUAAUUUCUUGGAUAGACAAGCAUAUUCAUCAUCAUAUCUUUCAGGAAUGGCUGAAGAUUUAAAUAUGAUUAAAAAAGAUUUUAAUAUUGGUAAUACUAUUUUUUAUGUGGGAUUUGUUAUAUCUAUGGUACCUCAUAAUUUAAUGAUGCUUAAAGUUAGACCUAGAUAUUGGUUGACAUUUUGUGCUGGAACUUGGUCUAUUUUAACUUUGAUUAACUUUAGAUUGAAUCAUUUUUAUCAACUUUGUAUAUUAAGAUUUUUUCAAGGUACUUUUGAAAGUUGUAUAUUUGGUGGUGUUCAUUUAAUGUUAGGUACAUAUUAUCCAAAUAAAAAGGAUUUGGUAAUUAGAACUUUUGUUUUCACUGCCAGUGGAUUAGUAGGACAAUUAUUUUCGGGAGUUAUACAAGCUGCUGUUCAUUCAAAUUUGGAUGGGAAACAAGGAUUAGCUGGUUGGAGAUGGUUAUAUAUUAUGGAUUUUAUAAUAAGUUUUCCGAUCGUUAUAUAUGGUUUCAUAUUCUUUCCUGAUUCACCAGAUAUUGCAAAACCAUUUUAUUUUACUGAGGAAGAACAUCAAAUGGCUUUAAAAAAUAUGAAAAAACCUACUCAUGAUAAAUUUGAUAAACAACUUUUGAAAAGAGUUUUUGGUAGAUGGCAUUGGUAUCUUUUUAGUAUGCUUUGGAUCACAGGUGCAUCAAAUGAGGCAUUUGCAUCAAACAGUAUAUUGGGACUUUGGUUGAAAUAUUAUGACUAUUCAAUAUCAGAUAGAAAUCAUAUACCUAUGGGUGUUUAUGCAGUAGGAGUAGUAUCAACAGGUAUAGCAGCGUACUAUAUCAAAAAUGUUGGUAAUGGCAAGAACCAUUGGCAUAUGAAUCUAGCAGUUGCUAUAAUAAUGAUAGUAUCUCCAAUUUUACAAUUAUGCAAACCAUUCAAUACUUCUUUCGUAUUUGCAGCACAAUUCUUAGGUGGAGCAUCGUAUGCGGCCCAGACCGUUUCUUUCGCUUGGGCAAACAUUGUAUGUGCUGAUGAUUUACAAGAAAGAGCAAUCGUCAUAAGUUCAAUGAAUAUGUUAGGAAAUACUAUGAAUGCAUGGUGGUCGAUAGUGUUUUUUGGAGCCGAUACUGCUCCAAGAUUUAGAAAUGGUUCAAUUGCAUUAUUAAGCACAGCCAUUGCUACUAUAUUUGUGGUUUUAGCCAUUGCUUAUUUGCACAAGAGAGAUGAGGAUAGAAUUGGUGGACUCGUUGAACAAAUUGACGAAGAAGAAGUCAUAGAAGGAAUUGAAAAAGAAAUUGAUAGCUCUAUAGAGAGGAAGUAUUGA
Lodderomyces pseudojiufengensis is the source of this 1452-nucleotide messenger RNA. RefSeq lists its product as uncharacterized. The transcript has a single exon. The record is from RefSeq and is a predicted model, not a curated record. NCBI's taxonomy places the organism in Eukaryota, Fungi, Ascomycota, Pichiomycetes, Serinales, Debaryomycetaceae. Gene Ontology annotation, molecular function: pantothenate transmembrane transporter activity. Gene Ontology annotation, cellular component: plasma membrane. Gene Ontology annotation, biological process: pantothenate import across plasma membrane. The coding region runs from base 1 to 1452 and encodes 483 amino acids.